Molecule: messenger RNA, 3024 nt
Organism: Hypoxylon trugodes
Lineage: Eukaryota; Fungi; Ascomycota; Sordariomycetes; Xylariales; Hypoxylaceae
Exons: 3
Coding region: 535-2769 (744 amino acids)
Biological process (GO): regulation of DNA-templated transcription
Molecular function (GO): DNA-binding transcription factor activity
Source: RefSeq, a predicted model, not a curated record
GCCAUAAAAAAAACAUAAUGACUAAGAUUGUUACUCAGCGCACUUAUCACGUGCUUCCUUCUUGUGUAACAGAAGACCUAUGUCCAAUCACAGCUCGUUGCAAUUAUUAAUUAUUAUCCGCUACAAAUUUAAUCGCGGCGCCAAAACUUACCGAUUACUUGUUCACUAAUCAUUCCAACGCAACCUCGGAUCUAUUGGUUACCCACCACCUCAACUAACACGAAUUGGAUGGAUUGGUCCAAGAUCGUUACAGUCCCUUCGCAUUCACUUACCUAAGGUACUCUUAUACAACUAGAAGUCUCCAUCUGUCCCCAUUGCCGCUCUCGGUGUAAGAGAGAAGUUGGGACGGAUACCUUGACCGCUGAGUCCAUUCUGAACCACUCGGGAGCAAGGCAAAAAGCCCGGCCCCAUUCAUUCUAGAUUCAAGGUUGCAACGUUGGACCCCUCUAAGGCCUAUACGGAGCAUCCUAGGGGACGUCUCGGAUUCUACAUUGGUACACAAUAUGGGGUCUGGGUCUUUAUCAGUACCUCCAUAUGUCCUCAACGUCACCACCAAAUCCCGGAAUCCAGUCACACUUCACUGGUAAUGAUGGCAAUGGCUUGCAGGCAUAUAGCUAUAGGGGAUACCCUAGUCAGCCUUAUCCCCGACGAGAUGAUUUGUCAGAGCCCCUCUUGACAACAUCAACACCUUCCUUCUCAUUUAGAGCUUACCCCCCAGUUAUUUUCACUGGCGUAGGAGAAUUUCCUGCCGGUUUUCAUGAACAUUCGCAUCCACCUCUUGUAACCGGGACGGCAUUAACCCAGAAUACUCCCGGUAAUAGCGGAGUACAAUCUGGUUCUCAAUCAUCGCGAGUGAACCUUCAAUUGCCCCCAGCUUCUACUACCACGCCGGUAUCACAGCCGGCACAAAUGCGAUACUACCAUACCGACUUGGCCGUGCUUAGUGCCGAACAAUAUAAUGAAGGACAUUAUUCAAGGCGAUCUGCUUCCAAAGCUAACUUGAAACCUACCGCGACGGUUGUUCCCGUUGAUAAUGCCCCGAAUCCGAAGAAGAGAGGGAGAAAAGCGGUGGAUGAGGAACAGAGGGAUACAGCAGAAGAAGUGAAGAGGACGCGGGGCCGUCCGCGAUUAGAAACCAAGGACCAGACUCCCACCGAGCGUCGGCGCACUCAAAUUCGGCUUGCACAGAGAGCAUAUCGCAAUCGAAAAGAGAAUGCUAUUACCGAUCUCCAGGAGAAGAUAGACAAUCUCAAGGAAGUAAACAGCGAGAUAAACAAUGCGUACCAAGACCUAUUCGAUUAUGCUUCAAAGCGUGGGCUCUUGGCUCAGGCGCCCGAGUUUGGACAGCAGCUUCAAAGACUUCAGUCGCUUAUCAAAGAGACGCAAGACAAGAAUAGCCCUAAAAGCGACCGGGAUAGCCCGGAAGAAAGAUCCGAUGAUGCUCAGGAUGCUCAGAGGACCGAAGAUGCGGCCGCAAUUAGCGAGGAACCCGUCACUACAUUGCCUGAGGAUGAGACAACGCAACUAUGGGGUGGAAUAACGGUUUCACACGAGUCUGUGGCUCCGGAAGAGAUACCGUCUACGAUGCCUGACUUGAAUCCUACAUUGAGCAACCCACAGCCACAACAAUACGAAAUUGUUACAGCGCCGAAUUCGGAUAAUGCUAGUUUUGGGCUCAAUUUCUUGGACAAUAUGAAUUAUGGAAACCCGGCGUAUUCUGGCUGGGCUGAACAUCCCUGGAACCGACUCACUGGCCCUCGGACAAUGUCUUUCAACGAGUGGUCAUUUGCUCGGAGGUUGCACCGUCACGCUGUCGAAAGAGCAGCGGCCCUAAUAUCAAUGCCCAAUCCACCCCCUGCUAAGGUAUCGCGGGUUUUUGGCUUCGUCAUGUUGUUUGAAACUAUGGACGAGAUUAGAACACGAACACUAGCAACGCUUGCUAAAGUUAGGGACGAACCUUUGAAUUACUGGGAACAUCCCUUCCAUAGGCUUGGAGGUUCAGGCACUCACUUUUCUUACCGGGGCGAUGGCCCUUCUAGUCUUUCGGGAUCAUCGAAUUAUGAGAGUACGGGGUAUGCGAUGGGGCCUUUCGACGAACCGACUAUGAGGGUGCGCGAUACUCUACUCGGGGUGUCGCAGUACAUUAAUAUGAGUGGGUGGGAGGGUACGUGGUUUGAUUCAGGCGAGGUCGAGACUUAUCUGGCACAGAAUGGGAUUAUUAUUCCUACGUCGGCCGAUAUACAUACAAUCGAGCUUCAACCGGAUGCGUUUUCCGACGUACAUACACAUUCUCAGAUCCAGCUCAUGCAGACCAUCCCUCCUAAUGUCCCACCCGGGUUUUCUGGGAACCAAUCCUAUAAUCCCGGAAUGUCUACCGAUGUCUCGUCUGGAUCAGGAGGUACUGCCUUUCCAACGAGGAUUGAUCCUCCCUUGAAUUCUAGUGCUUCCUCGUCGCAAAACGAUCCCUGGGCGCCUACUUCUGUCACCUCAACCCUCUAUGGAAAUAUGCCUACCGCUGGCAUAGGUAUUCCAUCCUUCACCGGUUUCGAUAAUAUGACGGUAAAUCCUUACACCAGCACCGAGCCAUAUGCAUUCCCGCAUCAAAUGCCAGCAGCUACAAACACGCAAAUAGCCCCGAAGAGAGUUGUCCUGGAUGUAAAUUCAUUCAUUUCAGAUUUAAUUAACCACGCUACAUGUCUCGGGCGAGCUCCUGCUUUUAGACCGAAAGAUAUCGCGACUUCAUUUUGGAACUCUGUGAUUAAGGAUUAAAGCAUCGUGCGUAGGUAUUCUGAUAGCGUUGACGUCUUUCGUUCAUAUUUAUAUAUACAUGGCACGGAUUGAAAAGCGCGUCUAUCUGGACAUUAUUAUUGGGUUAUUUAUAUACGAUGGUAACGAUCAGAAUUGAAAAGGGGUUCGGGAGCAUUUAAAACUACUUAUUUGGCAUAUUAAUCAAUGAUUAUGGAUCGGAAAUGGGGGUAUAUAUUUUAAUGUAGCUAGUCUUUCGCUACAAACUUCGUAGAUAAU